This is a messenger RNA of Penicillium salamii, 1398 nucleotides long. The record is from the annotation of a GenBank genome assembly. NCBI's taxonomy places the organism in Eukaryota, Fungi, Ascomycota, Eurotiomycetes, Eurotiales, Aspergillaceae.
AUGUCAGAAAAAGUUGAGAAAUCAUUAAGCCCAGUCCCGUCCCACGAGGGCUCAAAAGAGGGCCAGGUGCUCGAAGCCCAACAUGAUGCUGUCUUUGGUGAAAUCACCGAUGAAGGCCCUAACUACCGCAGCGUACGAUGGCUGGGCACUGCCGUCUUGAUGAUGAAGACUCAAAUUGGUCUCGGCGUCCUUUCGAUACCUGUCGCAUUCAAUCAUUUAGGAAUAGUUCCCGGUGUGAUCGUUUUAAUGGUCAUCGCUGGUAUCACUACAUGGUCUGACUACAUAAUCGGAGUCUUCAAACUCCGACAUCGCGAAGUCUACGGCAUUGACGACGCGGGUGAGCUGAUCCUCGGCCGCGCUGGAAGGAUUUUCUUUGGAGGAGCCUUUGUUCUCUGGUGGGUCUUCGUUGCCGGCUCGGGCAUGCUGGGUCUCUCCAUCGGUCUCAACGCUGUCUCCGACCACGCCGUUUGCACAGCCGUCUAUGUCGCCAUCGCUGCUAUCUUAGCAUGCAUCCUCGGUAGCAUCCAAACAUUAGGACGUCUCUCUUGGCUCGCCUGGGUUGGUCUUAUUUCUAUCCUAACAUCAAUCCUCAUCGUCACCAUCGCUGUCGGUGUUCAGGAUCGCCCCAGUGCCGCACCCAAAGAUGCCGUCUGGGUUCCCGACUACAAGAUCGUUGGUAACCCCAGCUUCACCGACGCCAUCACCUCCGUUUGUACCAUCGUGUUCGCGUACGCUGGUACUCCCGCCUUCUUCUCCAUUGCGGCAGAGAUGCGCGAGCCCCGCCAUUUCAACCGAUCUCUAUACCUCUGCCAAUCCGUCGUCACUAUCUUCUACCUCGUCAUCGGCAUUGUAAUGUACUACUACUGCGGAUCCUACGUUUCCUCUCCCGCCCUUGGCUCUGCUGGUCCAGUCGUCAAGAAAGUCAGCUAUGGAUUCGCUCUUCCCGGUCUGCUGGUCAGCACUCUACUUUUCAUCCACAUCACCGGAAAAUACGUCUUCGUUCGCAUCCUCCAAGGCUCCCGCCACUUGGCAGCCAACACCUUUACUCAUUGGGCAGUCUGGCUCGGCUGCACCGUCUCCACCGCCAUCGUCGCAUAUGUAAUCGCCAGCGCCAUUCCCGUUUUCAGCGAUCUUGUCUCUCUCGUCGGCGCCCUGCUCGGAACCCCCAUGUGCUUCCAGCCAAUGGGUGGUAUGUGGCUUUAUGACAACUGGCAUAAGGGUCAGGAUGGCCGUCGUACAUCCAAGUGGAUCUUCAUGGUCUGUUGGUGUGUCUUUGUCAUCUUGGCUGGUUGCUUCUUGAUGAUUGCAGGAACCUACGGGUCUGUUGUUACCAUUAUCAAGAGCUACGCUGCCGCUGGAGGCUCGGCUGCCUGGUCUUGCGCCGACAAUUCUGUUUAG